AUGCAAAACGACAUAACUGUGAAAAAGCACUCCAGUCCAUUUGGUCUGCCCAAUCUACUCAAAGAAGAGCUCAUGAACACCGGCCUCUCAGCCACAGAUAUCUCUUUGCUCUCCUUCGAAGAAGCUCUGCAGCGAACUGGACCACUUACUGGUGCCACUCUAAACAAGACUCUUCAAACCAUGCUUAAAACCUCCUGGAAGCCCGAAGUCCUCCUCGCCCGCUUAGAACUUGCCCUUGGCCCCAUUGCUCCGUCUUCGGCCUCGCCUCUGCUUACCAUUCUCAAUGCCAUCUUGGGCACUAUUGACCCGGCGAUUGCCUACUCUGGCGACCUGGCCGAUGAAGAGAGUGCCGAGCUCCUGGCGUUCUUGCUGGCCCUGCGGAUUGAGGCCGAAGAUAAGCUCAGUAAAAUGGUGGCCAUGUACGUUAUAGCCCGUCUGCCAGCCAACCCAGUGGCUGUUCAGGAGGUGGCUUCGCGCUUCCUUGGCGCCCUUACGGCCACUCCUAAUCCCGCGGAUGAAGACGCAAUGGAAAGACACUUGACUUUAUUUAGUGGCACAGCUAAAAGCAAAACCAGACACCGCGAGAUUGUGACUGCCUAUGUUGAGCCCCUGACUGCGCUGGUUGAAAACUGCCAGGCAGAGGUUCCUAUCUGGCCGAACGUUCUGGCUCUAUACGAAACCAUUGGCAAAGCCGCCCUGCCCGUUGACAAAGUACGUCUCCUUGGCCGAGCUGUGCUGAAGACUCUUAAGUCCGAGGAAUCCCUGCUACUGGCCUGCUCGCAGUAUAUCAGUAGUAUGCGCAAGAAGACACACGAGCUCGGGUAUGCCCAGUUCUUUAUCGCUGCUCUGAAAAAGCCCGAGAUGUCGGAAGCCGCAGCCAGCACACUGCGCCAGCUACUGGUUUAUCUGGUCAGCGAACGGUCCUUCAACACCUCCACCGAGCUCUGUCCACUUGGUAUUACUCAGCUUUCUACUGAGCUUCUCCUGCCCCUCCUAGCUGAUCUUAAGCCCGAAAAGAUCAAUGUGCGCACUGUCCUUCCUCUUCUCAAGCACCUCAUUCGGGCCCACAAAGCCAACAAGGACAUUCUCGCCCAGAUAGGCGACCAAAUCACGCGCAUCACCAACGAUGGCAAGAAAGCCGUUCUCACCAGCCGAAGUCUUCUUCGCAACAUCAAUCAGGCCGUUGAGCCCGACACCAACACCCCCAAAACCUCCUAG
Messenger RNA from Nematocida homosporus, 1218 nucleotides. RefSeq lists its product as uncharacterized. Lineage: Eukaryota; Fungi; Microsporidia. The transcript has a single exon. Bases 1 to 1218 code for a protein of 405 amino acids. The record is from RefSeq and is a predicted model, not a curated record.